ACAAAGCGGCAGGCCGCGCUGCGGCCGCUGCUUGCUAGCCCCUUUCCUCUGAGACCCUUGUCCCUCAGACACUCAGAGCCAUGGCCCUGCCGCUGCUGCCUGGCUACGGCUUCAACCGCAACGUGGGAAAGGAUAAGUUCCACAGAAUGCUGGUGGCUGAAGGUAAACCUGGAAUAGGUGAACUGCCUCUCAGGGAAAGGUCGAAGCCUAAAUACAGUGUGUUUCCUAAAGAAAUGGGAAGUGGAGUACCAUCCUGGGUAGCUUUUGAUAAGCAGGUACUAUCUUUUGAUGCCUAUGUAGAAGAUGAAGUACCUGAUAAGAGGCAAGAAAACUAUAGAAUAAGAUACCAUAAAAUUUUGUUCUACCCUGAAGAUGACACAAUUCAAGUAUAUGAGCCACCAGUGAAAAAUAGUGGACUGCCUCAAGGGACUGUUAUUCGGCGACAUCGGAUUCCUCUGCCACCUCCUGAUGAUGAUCAGUUUUAUACUGUGUAUUCUUUCAAUAUCAGCAUAGACAUUGUCUUUUAUGGCCGGACAUUCAAGAUUUAUGACUGUGAUGCAUUCACAAAAAACUUUUUGAAGAACAUAGGCGUCAAAUUAAACCCCCCAAGCCAGUGUCCAGAAGAUCCUUAUAUGAACACUCGGAGAGAGGUACUAGAACGCAUGCAGCCCUUACGGCCCUAUGAAUCCUUUGACACCCUGAAACAGUUCCUCGAGUAUGAUAGGAAGGUUUUGCGUUUCUUCUGCCUGUGGGAUGACUCGUCAUUGUUUGGGGACUGCAGAGAACUCAUCUUGAACUACUUUCUGAGUGAUGAUACCAUCGAAAUCAAAGAAUUGCUGCCACGCAACUCAGGUCGGACUUCUGUGUCAUGGUUCCUCCGGAGGGGAAAGGUGCCCAAGUAUGGCCCACCUGGAAUCUAUCAACCAGGCGAGGUAACAGAUCGAAUAGUUCUCAAUGUGUAUACUGGGUUUACACUGAGCCCAGUAUGUGGCUACCUGUUGGAUAAAUACAAGCUAGGAAAAUUAGAACAAGAGUUUUACAAGGAUAGUGACCUGUCUGUGGGAACCACCAUCAAUGUGUGGGGAAGGAAAGUGCUCCUUUGUGACUGUGAUGAAUUUACAAAGACUUAUUAUAAGACUAAAUAUGGAAUUGACAACUUUACCUCAGUUCCAUGCAAGGCUCCAUCUCCUCCAAAAAUAGAAGGGAAUUUUCCACGUUACACUGGCUUUACUUCUGAAGUGGAAUCUGUUCGCCCUUCCCUAGGCGUUGUGCCCAUACCUCGUCCUAAUGUGGAAGAAUUCUGGAAGUUAAUGGAAAACGACAGCUAUGGCUACAUGAGCAAUAUACUCCGAUUCUUUGCAAAACUGAUUACAGACAAAUGUGCCGAUGAGGACAGGCUGUUUGUUAUUUCAUAUGUUCUCAGCAAUAACACAAUUUCAGUGUUUGAACCCAUAGAGAGGAAUUCAGGAUAUACUGGUGGAUUGUUCUUGAAAAAAAUGCGUAUUAAGAGGCCUAGACAAGAAGUCAUUAAAAGUGGACUCUCAGAAUAUAUCCAGCCUGAGGAGCUGUAUAUUGGAGCCAAAGUGAAUUUGAAUGGCUACAUAUUUAUUUUGCUCAAUGCUGAUGAAUAUACCUUAAAAUUCAUGGAGGAGAAUUCCGAUAGGUAUCCUUUUAGCAACCUUGAACUUGCCCUACAAAAGUUGAAAGAUGAAAAAUCAAAAUCCACAGAGAUCAAGCAGAUAUUUAGGGCUGCUGACUAUAACUUGACAAAGACAGUGGAUUAUAAUACAUUCAGAGAAAUACUGAUGAAUAUAACUCUUGGAAAACUCACAGACCAAGAACUUAUAACUAUUGUACGUCACUAUGGGGUACCUGAGGAACCAUGUACAGAUGUGAAUAUCUUAAUUGGAGUGGCACAUGAACACUUCAAGAGAACCCUGUUUGAGAAUUUUGAUAGACUUAUUUCUUGUUGUGUAUAUGAAGAUCGAGAACAAAAAAAAGUAUUACCCAGGAAAGACAUCAAAAGGCUGUGCAAGUCCUCUAGCUUACCUUUGAGUGAUGAUCUUCUAGAAGCUUUAUUGUGCAAGUUUGAAGACAGUGAAAAACAAAUCGAUUAUGUGUCAUUUUUUUCUGCCCUGAACUGGAGAACAAAUCGGUUGCCUGACUUAAUAAAAGUAUCACCCUUGAAAGAGAGAUGUGAAGAUGUGUGGAUUGGUAUGCCAUCACCUAUUCCUUCAAAAUACAUUAACUAUUUAAAAUUUUUAAAGGACGUGUAUGGCUUACAGGUAGAGUAACCAUGCCAAUUUUGCUCAACUUUCUUCGGCUUCCUGUUCUAAUUUUGCCAAGUUUAUUUUAGUGCAUGUAAUCUCAUUAAAAACAAAAAGGAAUCAAGGUUUAUGUUGAAUUUAAAUCCAUAGACUAUAAUUAAUCUCUCUUUGUCAUUUUAAUGUUUUUCAGAACAUCAUAUUAUAUUGUGAUGUACCAGUACUAUUAAAAAUGUCAUUUAGCCCUCGCUGGUGUGGCUCAGGGGAUUGAGUGCCAGGCUGUGAACCAAAGGGUCACUGGUUUGAUUCCCAAUCAGAGCACAGGCCUGGGUUGCAGGCCAGGCCCCCAGUACAGGGUGUGCAAGAGGGAACCACACAUUAAUGUUUCUCUCCCUCUCUUUCUCCUUUCUUUCCCUUCUGUCUAAAAAUAAAAUAAAAUCCUUUUAAAAAAGUUUAAAAAGUCAUUUAAGGCAACAUCAAACAUUUUAAUUAUAUUUAUGAUUUAUUAAUACCAAACAAUCUUAUGGUAAUUUUCAAAACAACAUAAUUUGUUUUAGUACAACACAUAAAGAAAGUGACUUUUGACAGCUACACAUGACAACAUAAAAUCAAAGUAUAUUAGAGCAAUAAGUUGUGAUUCUAUUAAGUAUUUUUUUAAAUCUUUUUAACACAUUUGUUACCUGUAUAAUUAAACUUUGUAACCACCCAUCAUAUCAAAAUACCCCUUUAACUGCUACAGUGAAGGUAUUUAUUUUCUGAAAUUAGCAAAGCUGUGAGAAGAAAAGGAUUGCCCCCUCCCUACAACACACUUAUGGGUAUGUACAGACUUGGGAGAGAAAUUGAAACAUGCACUAUUUAUAUUUUAAUGCCCUUCUUAUAUCUAAAGUUAGCUUAUUAACUUAGGAAUA
Molecule: messenger RNA, 3172 nt
Organism: Artibeus jamaicensis (Jamaican fruit-eating bat)
Lineage: Eukaryota; Metazoa; Chordata; Mammalia; Chiroptera; Phyllostomidae
Gene: EFHC2
Product: EF-hand domain containing 2
Exons: 15
Coding region: 81-2294 (737 amino acids)
Biological process (GO): regulation of neuron projection development
Cellular component (GO): microtubule
Source: RefSeq, a predicted model, not a curated record